CGCGACGCCGCAAGAAGAGCUGCCGUCACCUGGUUUUGCGGUCGUGAGCAAACACUCAUCGUCGACUCGAGCUGCCACUGCUAGAGACGAGCCAAAGACUUCCAGCGCGGACAGUACUACUUGAAUACUACGAAGUUCACCGGCUGGAGCAUUUUAUAAAGCAUUCCACCGAAACUUUCGCCACUGCCAAACAUCCACUCCCACGACCUUGCUCAGCUCAAUUCCAACAGCCCACGUCUCGAACCCGGCGGCUCUCUGCUUUCUUCCAUUUUUUACGCACCGCCUCCAGUGGGUCUGCUUCACCUUCUACAAGUAACUGCUGACGCAAAUCCAUAAGCUCUAGCUUGUCGGAGAACAGAAGAAGCCAUGGCGAGCUCCAAAGGACAGCUGGCAGCGGCGAUGAUGGUCUGCCACGUGGCACUCCUGGCAGCCUCCAUGGUGUCUGCGGCUGAUCCUGCUUGGUACCCAGGGCCAAAGUUUCAAGUCAACGCCAACUCCGAGGCCGUGAACACGUUCGUCGGUCAGGUCGCCCCCAGCGGCCAGAACCAGCUCACGGGAACCGUCCGAAUGGACGAGAACGGUUACUUCAUCAACGCCCAGAACCAGCAGGUUAAGGACUUAACCAUCGUUUACGGCCCGGAGGAUCCCACCGACUCCAUUGAGAUUGGGGACUUUGGCCCGGGCGCAACCAAGUAUGUUCAGGAUCCGUCCAUGGAGGGCGGAUUUGCGACCGGGUUAAACAUCCAGCUGAACGCCAAACCCGGGUACCACUUCGUGGCGGUCUCCUUCGGCGUGGCGAUCAGCACCUACGGAACGUACGACGACGCGUUCUUCGUGGACGGCCUGGGCUCGAGCACGGUCGGCAGCGGCAAGAUCACGGUCACCUCCAUCUACUCGUUCUUCGCCGAGGGCAAGUUCGUGGCGACCAACAUAUACACGCCGCAGAUCACGAUUGUGCCCAACCACGCCGUCCCCGCCGCCCGGUUCGUGCUGGACAACGUGGAGUACGUCCUAGAGCGCGAUUAGGAGCGCAAAUAGAUACCGUUUGUGCAGAAGAGCCCAGUAUGUGUGGCUUGGCGAACCUGGAAAAGUACUGAAGAGUAUGUAGAAAAAGUUGUAAGAGUGUUAUGAAUGACAGAACACCGAGCGUUAGGGAGUGUGACUGACGGGAAAGACAGCGGAAUAACUAGAGCGGACCGGUCAAUCGGUGUAACCGACUCUCGACGGCCGGACUGCAAAGUUUUGACAGAUGAGAUGCCCUCUUGUUACUAAACUAAGCGCCACCCCGGCAAAUAGGUUGUUCUGAUUUAUGAUCAAACCAUAGGGAUAGAAAUCAGCUUACACAGAAUCCGUCAGUUUUGUUGACAAAGAGAGGAUUGUACGGUCGAUGAGAAGUCAUAGUAACUGCGAUGACAGUAGAUGAAGUACAGAUAAAGGUGGAACGGAAACGAAGCAGUGAUCUUGUAUUUACUAGCUUUUUCAGCUUUCUAAGUUAAGCACUUCAAAAUGAUAUCGGCAGGAUUGCAACCUUGCAAAUGAUGAUCAAUAUGUACAAAGG
This is a messenger RNA of Klebsormidium nitens, 1558 nucleotides long. NCBI's taxonomy places the organism in Eukaryota, Viridiplantae, Streptophyta, Klebsormidiophyceae, Klebsormidiales, Klebsormidiaceae. The record is from the annotation of a GenBank genome assembly.